AUGGCCUUCAAGAACGGACUAAGUGAACGUCUCGAUGAGCUCCGAUUUCCAUCUCCGCGCUCGCCCCCCUCAGAGACUCCUUUUCCUGGUUACUCGUCACUUUCCCCGGGCCAUUCAAGUUUCGUUUCAGCGUUUCCACGGCCCACGGGCGAAGUUCGUGCGAAUCUCCAACGCCGCUUUACAACGGACGCAAGCAAGCUAUCUUCUUGGAACUAUGUGAACAAUGUCGGGCCCGCUCCUCCUCCUCAGGCGCCCGAUGCGCUAGAUCUACUCUCAUCGUUUGAAAAGAAACGCCAGCACAUUGAAUAUAUGCGAGAACAGAAGCGAAGAUUUGAAGAAGACAUGAAACUCCUUGACUUGCAACACGAAAGAGAGCAGUUGGAGAUGAAUCAGCUUGCCAAAGAUCUUGCUAAAGCAGGGAUCUCUGGACCCGUCAGCGAGCCUACGACCCCCCCGGAGUAUCGCGAGAACGGCUUUCCAGGUGCCUUCUCUCGGCCUACUCGCUUUUCAACCUCCAGUGUUACCUCGUCUCCUGGUUUUUUCAACGUUUUCGCGUCUUCAGUUACCAGUCCUCCAAGUCAAAUGAAUCACGACUCAGCCCAGACCUCAACCAACCGCUUCGCUGUUCAUUCAGUUCCCGGAUCUCGCAGAAACUCUGAGAAAGAAGACUUUGGAAACGAGCCUACAUCGCCAUUUCGCCCUGGGCCUUCUAUUCACCGCUAUUCUAUGCCCUCGUCCGGCAUGGGCUCUCAGAUUCGUCCUGGCAACUCCGGGUUUAACAAUUCUUCUACCUUGGAUACAUUCAACGCAGCCAAGUACUUGCUCCACAACGACGACGAUCGAUCUACUUUGAAGGAAGAAGAUCGGAUUCCAACUCCAGACAUCAAAAGCUAUCUCAAGUUGACUGAAACGGACGAUAAAUUCCCCACCUUAUCUCGUAGCAACGGCUCAAGCUUGCUCUCAGCAAAUUCGGACGCCUUGGACCUAGCGAACUCGAAGACUCCAAACCCCGAGUCCUGGAACUCUCACAAUCGUCAUCGUUCUUCGCACCAAAGCAUGCCGCAAAACGCCCUCAACAUGUUUCGUCUCGGCCACAUUGGCGGUUCGCCCGAAGAAUCCCACGUUGCUCAACCCAAUGGCUCUAGACAUGCUGCAAGGCACUCACUCGAAGCAAACGUGUUGUAUGCAGCAGAGGGCAACCACGAGGCUACCACGCCCACCCCAACGAACCGUCCAGCUCCUCUACAGUCCUCAUACUCAACUAAUGAUUUGCCUACUGUUAAGGACGAUGGGUUCAACCCCGCAAUUACUCCUCCAAAGACUCACGCAGAAAAGCUCCACAAACACAACGCGAGCCUUGGCCGAAUCCCACCCAACGCUGUGACCCCUCGUCAGAAGGAGUCGCCAGAACAUGAGGAGGUGAAGCCAAGCCAGUCCAGGAACCAGUCAACCAUGUUACAACCGAACGCUGCACCAUUCGGACCUCAACUAGGUACUACAACGUCCGGUAACGCAGCGGUGCCACAGAAUUCCCUAGGCGGUUUCCAACCACCGUUCUAUGGCUACGGGGUCCAGGCCUAUAUGGGGGCGCCUAUGCAAGUCAAUGGCCAAUACAACCCGUCACCUUCAUUUGCGGGUGGUUAUCCAUCCUAUGGGAACUACCGCCUUGGGGACAACUCGACUAAGCCCGUGGGAUCUCGUAGAAAUACUGAAGGAGACUCAGCCCAACUUUCCCGCUUUACAAAUUACCCUCUUGAACACUACCGUGGUGAAAUAUAUGGUCUUUGCAAAGACCAGCACGGCUGCCGAUAUUUGCAGAGGAAGCUUGAGGAGCGCAACGCAGAACAUGUCCAAAUGAUCUUCGACGAAACUCAGUUGCACGUCGUCGAACUUAUGACCGAUCCUUUCGGCAACUAUCUAUGCCAAAAGCUUCUCGAAUACUCCAACGAUGAGCAACGCACAGCUCUAAUCAACAGCGCCGCACACCAGCUCGUCAAAAUUGCGUUGAAUCAGCAUGGUACCAGAGCCCUUCAAAAAAUGAUUGAGUUCAUCUCCACCCCUGAGCAGACGCAAACAGUCAUCCACUCCCUAAAGGAUCAUGUUGUGGAGCUGGUCCAGGACUUGAACGGUAACCAUGUCAUCCAAAAGUGCCUCAAUCGUCUUUCUGCAGAUGACUCUCAAUUCAUCUAUGAUGCUGUCGGUGCCAACUGCGUGGUCGUUGGUACCCAUCGACACGGCUGCUGCGUCCUUCAGCGUUGUAUAGAUCAUGCAUCUGGAGAACAGAGAGCCCGUUUAAUCGCUCAAAUAACCUCCAACGCGUUUGCGCUCGUUCAAGAUCCGUUUGGCAAUUAUGUUGUACAGUAUAUCCUUGAUUUGUCUGAAGCCCACUUCACAGAGCCUCUUUGCCAGGCGUUCCGUGGAAAUAUUCCCGCUCUUUCCAAGCAAAAGUUUAGCUCGAACGUGAUCGAGAAGUGCCUGCGCACGGCCGAGAUGCCGGUACGCCGCCUAAUGAUUGACGAAAUGCUGUCGGGAGUUGAGCUGGAGAAAAUGCUACGUGACUCAUUCGCAAACUACGUGGUGCAGACCGCCAUGGACUUUGCCGACCAAGAAACUCGGACCCGCAUUGUUGAAUCCGUGCGCCCUAUCCUGCCUUCCAUCCGCCAGACGCCUCAUGGACGCCGCAUCGCCGGUAAAAUGAUGGCAGCUGAGACCUCUGGAAGAAGCAGCGCUGCAACCAGCGGCCAGGUCACACCCAAUGAAAUGAACUCCGCACAGCUUCCAGGACCUUUGCAGACGCCUCAGAAGUCCUUCAUGUACCAACAUAACCCAUUUCCUGUUUCUGCUGGAGGCGCACAGUUUGGCAACCAGAGCUAUGUUCCUGGGUCCGGCACUGGCUCCUCAAACACUCCAUCUGGAGCUAGUGAGAACUCCUCUGGUAUCUAUAGUGCGUCCUCCGUCUCCCAACAGAACGGCAAUCUUGGAGCCCAGAAUCAGGUUCCAUCUACUAUUGUGGUCCACGGAAUAUCCGCCACCUGCAAGUCAACAAUUGUCAGUAACGUCCUUGCCCGACUCGAAGUCCCGCACGCCAUCGUUCGGAGCCCCGAAUGUAUUACGGGGCGGCAUUUAUUGACAAAGAUACUGUGGGCCAUCUUGGAAGCUCUUGGACGGAAAGAUGAAUGGGAGCGAUUUGGAAAAGGAAGAUGCGAACACGUCAGUUCCCUUGCGGUUCUGCUGGGAGAAUGUCUUGCUUCCAACCCCGGGCAGGCAAUCGGGAAGUUCGUUUUGGUUUUGGAUGGGAUUGACAAACAGCGGGAGGCGCCGUCGACGCUAUUACCUGCGCUUGCAAGAUUGGGUGAAAUUAUCCCAUCCCUCUCUGUUGUUUUGAUUCUCAGCUCUACACCACGCCCAUUAUUCCUACAGGCAUCCGGUGUUCCACAUAUUAGCUUUCCUCCGUAUACCCGCAAGGAGUCGAUUGCUAUCAUUUUGGCUGCUGGUGCACCGGCUGCACUUGACCUACCUGCGGAAACGUCGGCGCAAUUGUACCCUCACUUCGUCUCUGCAGUCUACGAUUCUUUGGUCGGUCCAACUGCGAGCUCCAUUCCUGUAUUUAGAAAGAUAUGCGAAAAGCUGUGGCCUCAGUUCGUUUCUCCAAUUACCAAUGGUGAAACUCCGCCUGGCGGAAAUGAAGAGUGGGAUUUCUCUCGGCUUCUCGUGAAAAGUCGUUCCCUCUUCAGACGGCAGGGCGAGGAUGCUCUCGUUCACCGCAUUGUCACGGAAGACGCGCUACCAUCCACUACAAAUGGGUCUCUCUUCAAGCCGUCAUCGCUACUAUCCGCCGUCUCGGCACCUUCGCCUCUCCCUACCUUACCCUACUUCGCUACCCUUGUCUUAACAUCUGCAUACCUAGCCUCUCACACGCCACAACGGUUGGACACCAUCUUCUUCUCGAAAUUUUCCUCUUCAUCUUUGUCUGCGCGAAACAAACGUGCUCACCACAGACGCCGUCUAAAGGUUCUCUCACAGGCGCAAGCAGCAGAAGACCGAGAAGCCAGCCAAGCGUCAACACCAAGCAGACGAGGCAAAGGCAAGAGGACAAAGACUCGAAUCACCAAAUCCAUCCUCGAAAACGCCUUUGCUACUACCUCUGCAACGACCUCCGCCGCAGGUGGUGGUCCCGGUAUUACCGGGCCAUCAACCAUCUUAACUGCCCGCCCAUUCCCUCUCGAACGACUCCUCGCAAUCUAUCAUGCCAUUGACCCUAACCCACCCGCCAACCCGCUACGUGUCGCCGCGAUUUCUGACGCAAUCUACGCCGAGCUCGCCACGCUACGUCGUCUGCGACUAGUCGUACCCGCCGCAGGACGUGCCAGCGGUAGUCGCAUGGGUCUGGGUUCAGCAGGUGUUAACAGUGGGAAUACUACAGCCGACGUCGGCGAGAAGUGGUGCGUGAAUGUUUCCGGCGACUGGAUUGGAGAGAUGGCCAAGGGCAUCGGGGUCGAGGUUGGGGAAUGGCUAGCCGGUGGGCUCGAUUAA
This is a messenger RNA of Aspergillus versicolor CBS 583.65, 4533 nucleotides long. RefSeq names its product putative RNA-binding protein. Lineage: Eukaryota; Fungi; Ascomycota; Eurotiomycetes; Eurotiales; Aspergillaceae. The record is from RefSeq and is a predicted model, not a curated record. The transcript is spliced from 7 exons. Gene Ontology annotation, biological process: post-transcriptional regulation of gene expression. Bases 1 to 4533 code for a protein of 1510 amino acids. Gene Ontology annotation, cellular component: cytoplasm. Gene Ontology annotation, molecular function: mRNA binding.